This is a messenger RNA of Electrophorus electricus (electric eel), 836 nucleotides long. RefSeq names its product ciliary microtubule associated protein 1B (gene cimap1b). Lineage: Eukaryota; Metazoa; Chordata; Actinopteri; Gymnotiformes; Gymnotidae. Gene Ontology annotation, cellular component: cytoskeleton. The record is from RefSeq and is a predicted model, not a curated record.
UAAUAAACCGGAACUGGGUUUUAAAUUGCUAACUAUAAUCGGGUCCUGUAGCCAAGGCAGCUAUGUCAGCCAGUGAUGUUUGGGUUGGUUCCUGGAGGCCCCAUAAGCCAAGAGGACCUAUUGCUGCACUAUACAGCAGUCCAGGGCCCAAGUAUGCUCUCCCUGGAGCUACAGGUGUAAAUGAUCAUGACCCACGCAAAUGGAAAGCUCCUGCAUACAGUUUUGGCUCUCGCCAUCGACAUUUCAGCCCCAGCUGUUCUCCUGGACCUGGAUACCUUGUCCCCUCCAAUAUUACCAGAAUUGGGCAUGAUGGCACCCCAGCGUAUUCCCUGUACAGUCGGCUCAAAGACUCUCAGCCCUUCCAGACCCCUGCGCCAGGGAGGUAUUGCCCUGAGAAAGCAGGCAAAACGGCCUAUUAUUCUGCUCCUGCGUACUCGCUGUCAUCUCGGACCAAAGUGUUCUAUAAUGACCAAACGCCAGGGCCUGCCGCUUACAUGCUGCCCUCAUUGGUCGGGCCAAACACAGUGAAUAAAAGAUCUGCCCCAAACUUUUCCCUUACCGGCCGUACCAAAAAAGGCAGCUUCUAUGAAGACCUGCAAAAGACUCCAGGUCCGGGGAGCUACAGAGUUGUAGAUCCAAGUGUUUACAGAAGCAAACCUCCCCAGUACAGUUUGACUAGCCGCACCAGCAUGCCUGGUGACAAGACCAAGAAACCAGGGCCUGGUGCUCACUGUCCAGAGCAGGUGACCAUGACAAGACCGCAAGCCCCUCGCUUCUCCUUUGGUGUUCCGCACUCUGAGUUCAUCACCCAGCUGAUUGUGGACAUCUCUGAUUAG